Messenger RNA from Priapulus caudatus, 3775 nucleotides. Its product is annotated as leucine-rich repeat-containing protein 16A-like. The record is from RefSeq and is a predicted model, not a curated record. Gene Ontology annotation, cellular component: plasma membrane; lamellipodium. Gene Ontology annotation, biological process: regulation of Arp2/3 complex-mediated actin nucleation; cell migration. NCBI's taxonomy places the organism in Eukaryota, Metazoa, Priapulida, Priapulimorpha, Priapulimorphida, Priapulidae.
AAACUUCCGCAACUGUUUUCAUCGGGUUGUGUCUGUUACUCUAUCGUUUGAUAAUAUGUAGUCAUAAUAUCUCGUGUUGUGAUUGCAAGGAAUAACUUUGGUUGUGGAUUUUAGGAGAACUAUUAAAAUGGCACCCUUGUGUAACAUCACUAAGAAUAUCCGUGAUUCGGUGAAGAAUGCGGUCGGGCAUCAUGUGCCGCUGUCGUUUACACGGAUGAUGAGGAUCGAUGCGAAGGGCAAGGGAUGUUUCGAAAUGAAAAUAUUGGUUCUUGCUAAACAUAGGCUGUAUAUACUCGGACAAAAAGCUCCCACAAAGAUAGAACAUUCUGUACAUUAUCUGGAGGUCCAAGGCAUGGAAAGCAAGACUCCUUCUUUGCUGACACUUCAAGUACCUGGCAAAAAGAUGUCGUUUCUCAGUCUGGAGAAGAUAACGGAUGAGAUGGAUAUGGUCAUCAAACGCAUUUGUUGCUCGAUCCACGAAAUAUUUCCCCAUCAGUCUCUAGGAGAUCUUAUCCCGGUUGUAGCAGUUUUAGAGUAUAGCACAUGGUUCAUAAGCUUAUCGUCCAAAGAUAUGAAGUUGUCUCAGGAUGUGCAACAACAUAUUGUGAGGGUUGUGGAAGCGUCAACCAGCUUGGAGGAAUUAAGUCUGGUUGCAGCCGGUUUGAAAUGCACGUUUAUCAGUACCUUUGUCCUCGAGGUGGUUACCGCUAAGGUCGAGCGCUGUCACACGACUGUUGGCACUGAGCAGGGCUGUGGACAGCUUCUGCACAAAAUCCCUGUACUCACGUCUUUCCUAGUGCAGGCUUCAUCGUUAUCACACCUGAACAUCUCGUCCAUGGACUGUCCACUAGAAACGGUGUUUGCGACACUCAUGCAGAGCUGCUGUCCGACCCUAUCCAGCAUCGACCUCUCGAUGAACCCGUUCCAGUCACGCUCGUCGCGGGACAAGCUCGCCGUCGUGCUCUCCUGCGUCAAGGACUUCUUCGCCUCCUGUCACUCGCUGCGGGACGUCAAACUCGCGGGGUGUCGACUCCCUACCGACGUCAUCAAGUGCGUGUUGCUGGGCAUCGCUUGCAACAAGAAGCUGCACGGCGUGUCGUUAGACCUGAGCGCUAACGAGAUGAGGAAGGAUGGAGCGUACCUGCUGGACGUUGUCCUGCCCGGAAUCACCAACAUCGUCAGCCUGGACAUCAGCGACAACGGUUUCGAUAAUGAGUCCUCGGUCGUAUGCACUGCGUUGAGUAGGAACAAGUCGAUACGGCAUGUCGCCAUGGGGAAGAACUUCAACAGCAUCAAGCCAAGAAAUCUGCUACCACAAAUAUUGGAGUAUGUGGUGCAAACAAUCCAAACCGAGAAUUCGAUAGAAUCGAUCUCGCUGGCCGACUCUAAGCUGAAGGUGGACACGUGUGUGAUCAUAAACGCGCUCGGGAGCAACAACACCCUGUCGCACAUCGACCUGAGUGGUAACCUGAUGGGACACAGCGGCGCGAAGAUGUUGGCAAAGGCGCUUCAGAUCAACACGAAGCUGACAUCUCUCGCCUGGGAUCGCAACAACACCAACGCGCAGGACUUCAUCGAAGUCGCACAUGCCAUGGAGAAGAACUACACGCUACAGUUUAUGCACCUGCCCCUCGUGGACAUGGCUAGUGCUGCCAAAGAAAACCUGGAGAAGACCGAGAAGGCAUUGAAGAAGAUCGAGGAAUACAUGUUCAGAAACAGAGCUCCGCAGAAGAUGUCCAGCGAUCAGUUGUUUCGGCUGCAGCAAGGCAUCCUGCUAGGCUCCACCCAACACAUGGUGGACAUGCUUGUGAUGAAGAUCAGAGAGGACCAGGAGAUGCUCAAGAAAUCUCCCCACGAGUCGAUACGACAUGACCUUGAGGCUGCGGACAGGCUAGCAGACGAUGCAGCCAGGUGCAAGCAGCUGCUGCCUAACCUGUAUCACGUGGCGGUGUCCGGCGACACGAGCGGCAGCAGCAUUGAGCGUAAGCUGCAGGAGAUAGCCAACGACCUUACGAAGGUCGUCGAGAAGCACAUGGAGGAGAACCUGCGCAGCAUGAUCGCGUGCGCCGAGCAGCUCUGUCCAAACUCCGUCACGGGCCAGGAGCUAUUCCAGGAGUCGCUGUCGAAGAUUUACAGUCCCGAAAUGUUUCCCCAGGCGAAGGAUUUGGUGAACACGGCAAUAUUACUGCAGGCGGCGCCACCUAUACUAAAUAAGAUCAGUGAGAUGACGCUGUCGCUGGCAGCGCAGAUUUCAGACAAGGUCAUGGACGAGGUGCUCGAGUCACUGUCAAAAAUGCACAAGAAUCUGACCAACCCCUUGUCAGCGAAGAGAAAGAGCGUUUACAGCAGGAUGGUGCGACCGCAGUCAUCGUACGUCGGUGACAGCUUUGACGACUGUGACAGGUCGGUCGAUGACGUGGUCGUCAGCGACGGUCACACCCCGAGGGCCGUCGCUAACGGACUGUUGUCGCCGUCGCCCCCGGAGACGGAUGAAGCCACCGACACGUUACCGGAGCUCGCCGAGCAGCCUAGACUCGAUCAUCUGGGAAAGAGCCGACCGCGCCGACUCAAGAAACACUCGUCCUCCCAAGUCCUCGUGGCGGCGCCACCUGUCGACGGACACGCGCCGGCAGACGACUUUUUCGGCGCUCACAUUCCGAUGUCUCCAGACGGGGUCGCGACCCUCGUGACAUCAUCGGCGGUGCCACCCAUGUCCCCGCCUCCAGUUUCCCCCCGGAACAAGGAGGAUGAGAAGGAAGGUUUGAAGAAGUCAAAGGAUAAGUCACAAAGUCCCGUUACCCCGGCGACGAAGCCUUCGAAGGAUAAAAAGGAGAGAACGUCUUUCAUGUCCAGCAUGUUUGGGAAGCUGACCAGUAGGAACUCCGUGGCAACAGAUGCUGACGCGGAGGAGGAUGCUCGGACAGCGAGCGUGGUCGAGGCGCCCGCCGUUGACCACCAGGUGCCUCUGUACUCCGUGAUAGAUCGCAACCUGUCACCGCCGCCUGUGCCGGACAGGAAACUGCUGCAGGACGAUGCUGAGUCUCCCGCGGACAGCAUCAGCGGCGCCCCCUCACCAGCAGCGGCGGGCGGCAGCAGUGGCGCCCUCUCACCGGCGGCGGGUGGCAUCGGUGGCGCCCCCUCCGCGGCUCCUGCGGGCGUGCGACGUUCACCGAACGCAGGGGGACCUCCGAUUGGUGCCGGACUGCUCGCCGAGAUGCGCGUCGCUCAGGAGAAGCGCCGCUCCCACGCCGCGCCGCCGCCGGCGCCCCCUGCCCGCCCGCCGUCCGACGCUCGCCGCCCGCCACCACCGCCGGUCAAGCUCUCGUCCAGCGGCUCUCCGAAGCUGCUGAGCGCGACGAGGUUCGAGCCAGACGGAGACAAGAGAACAGCAGCGCAGGCGGAGGAAGAUGGCGGCAGCACGGAUUUCCGCUCGCUGCUGAAACCCGCGGCGACGGCGGGGAAGAUGGCGGCUCGGACGAGCGGCGCCGCGGAGGCGGGCGACGUCGCCGACGCGCCGACCCCUGAGCCCAUGGUGGCGCCCCCUGCGAACGGAUCUGCAGCGACAAAGCCGGCAGCGCCCCCUGCGAACGGAUCGGCGGCGGCGGCAAGACUGUCAGCGCCCCCUGGGAACAGAUCAGCGGCGGCAAAGCCGGCAGCGAAGAAGCCGGUGGCGCCCGCGUUGAAGGCGAAAACAAGAGGCAGUACUGGUGGCGGCGAGGUGCCGCGCAGCACGUCCAAGAUUGAUGAGACCGUGCGGCACUUUUUCGAGGGUUGA